Aureobasidium namibiae CBS 147.97 is the source of this 1317-nucleotide messenger RNA. RefSeq names its product kinase-like protein. The transcript is spliced from 2 exons. NCBI's taxonomy places the organism in Eukaryota, Fungi, Ascomycota, Dothideomycetes, Dothideales, Saccotheciaceae. Gene Ontology annotation, biological process: protein phosphorylation. Gene Ontology annotation, cellular component: cytoplasm. Bases 1 to 1317 code for a protein of 438 amino acids. The record is from RefSeq and is a predicted model, not a curated record. Gene Ontology annotation, molecular function: ATP binding; protein serine/threonine kinase activity.
AUGUCUCAAUCUUCUCAUGUCCUGGAUACAUCAAAAUCCGAAAAGCUUCCUGCAUCUUCGAGUGAUACCACCUUCAAACCAUCCAUCCAGUACCUUGUGCAGGGCGUCGUCAAAAACCACUCCUUCACUCACUUCUUAUUUCACAAAAUCUGGCUAUGUGACUGCGUAGAUCUGGACGAGAUAGCCAAGCUCAAACUCAUCACCUUCCUCUUGAGUCACUAUGAGAAGGACUACGGAGACUUUGACAUGUUUGGGCCCAUGGAGUACGCAUUCGUGGCCAUGAAGAUUCUGCCAUCUGGCGGAGAAGCUUCUUCUUGUGUAGUCAUGCAACACAUUCACACCAGGCGACUCCGGAAACUCUACGUCUUCAAGACUAUCACGAGAGACAAGUCUUUGAUUUCUCACCCUGAGCAUGGCAUUAUCUCCGAUGAAGCGUAUAUUCUGCUCGGCAAGCUCAAAACGAAUCUAUAUCCUCAUCCUAAUAUUAUACAGCUGUUCAAUUGCGUUACAUCGAAUGCAGUAGCAGGGAUUCAGAUCCAUAUCCUCCAGAUGGAGUAUUGCGAUGGCGGCGAUCUCUGGGAACUCAACAAUCGAUGCAUCAAACAUGGUAGCAGAAUGCCGAGAUCGUUUGUCGCGCAUAUCUUCAACUCACUAUCCGCCGCUCUUGCAUACCUCCAUCACGGUCUCAUCCUCAGCUCUGCUGGAUCACUCAAGCAUACACAUCUUCCCGACGCGACAAAUCGCUGGCGAACAAUUCUUCACAAUGAUAUCAAACCAGAAAAUAUCUUUCUUCGCUGGCCGAUGAACACACCAUCUUCUGCAUCCUUAUAUCCAGAUAUCGUGUUAGCUGAUUUUGGCGCUGCAGGAGUAGAGUCUCAUAUCAAAGGCCCUAGAGGCACUUAUAGAUACUCCGCCCCGGAAGUCAGAGAAGCCUUUGACGCUUCUUCCUCACUACUGCAUCGCUUCCGAAUUGCAGCUGCGAAUCAAAUGAGCAAAAACGUCGUCUUGACGACCAAAUCCGAUAUCUGGGGUGUCGGCGCCGUGAUGAGAUCUCUGUUGUUUGAGUAUCAGAGGGAAAGAGGUGGUAAGGAGUGGGAAGCCAAAGAAAGGGCGCUACAAUGGAGAGAGUUGGAAAUGGUGUAUGGAGAAACAAUGGUCAUGUGGGUGAGGAGAUGUCUGGGAUAUACGGCAUCGGCAAGACCGAGUGCGAGGACGCUCUUGGGGUUGGCGGUGGAAGAGGUCAGGGAAGAGGCAGUAAUUGACGAAAGGGUACAGAGGGUGCCCGAGUGGAUCUGGAGUAGGGAACAGAAGAUUUGA